Oncorhynchus mykiss (rainbow trout) is the source of this 1455-nucleotide messenger RNA. Its product is annotated as ubiquitin thioesterase OTUB2. Gene Ontology annotation, molecular function: ubiquitin binding; cysteine-type deubiquitinase activity. Gene Ontology annotation, cellular component: nucleus. The record is from RefSeq and is a predicted model, not a curated record. Gene Ontology annotation, biological process: negative regulation of double-strand break repair; protein K48-linked deubiquitination. NCBI's taxonomy places the organism in Eukaryota, Metazoa, Chordata, Actinopteri, Salmoniformes, Salmonidae.
AACAUUUUUGGAUGCCUAUCGCAGUUAAACCUCAUCGAAGAAGAAUGAUGCUCGAAAAUGAAAUAAUUUUAGAAUGUCUCUCGAUGUUACUUUUCAUUCCAUUGUCUCUUUGUUGCGUACAACUGUCGUGUUCUGUUUUACCACGCGAUUAGCCCGCGAGACAGGAUGACAAUUCUGAAAACAUUUACAUCUGUUUCUACUUAGCUAGCUAGCUCUCUAACCAUGAUUAUCUUUGUAGCAUGCUAACCUAUCCUCAUCAAGGUGGAAAGAAAAUCAUUCGACUGUUCUUUGAGACGCCUCAAGUAUGACGGAACCAGGACAGUUUGUUUCAAGUAGAGAAGAAAUAUCUACAUAUCUGCUGGAGGUGGAAGCUGCAAAGUAUCGGGAGAUUUGCAGCCAGUAUAAGUACAUGAGGAAAAUCAGGGGCGAUGGUAAUUGCUUUUACAGAGCCCUCUGCUUUGGACACCUGGAAUCAUUGUUGCAAAAUGAUAGAGCUUUGCAAAGAUUCAAAGAAACAGUGAAACAAAGUAGCAAAGAAUUAUUGGCUGCAGGCUUUGAUGAGAGCUCUUUCAAAGACAUGCUUGACAUGUUUGUAGGUGUCCUAGAACAAUGUGAAGCUGAUGAGCAGGGUGACGCGUUGCUCCAGCUCUUUAAUGAGCAAACUACCUCCGACAGUAUGGUGCAAUACCUCAGGCUGCUCACCUCAGCCUACCUGCAAAACCAUGCCGACUUCUUCAGCCACUUUGUGGAGGCACCCAGUCUCAAGGUUUACUGCACUCGGGAAGUGGAAACCAUGGCGAUGGAGUGUGAUCACGUAGAUAUUCUGGCUCUGUCGGAGGCCUUAGGAGUUAGCAUCCACAUUGCUUCCGUGGAGGGGGGAGACGGACACCGCCUGGCCCACCACACGAUUCCAGAGGGAGCGGAGCCCUGCCUACACCUCCUAUACAAAACAGCCCACUAUGACAUUCUCUACCCACAUUGCCAUUGAGGGGCUUGAUGAAGGCCUCCACUUAUCUCAGGUUUACCGGUAGUUAAGUGUUCAAAUAAAUGUACAUUGUGAUUAAGAAGUUUCUCAAACAAAAACGUUUCUAGCAUUGUUUUGUAAUUUACAGUGAACGCAUAUGCGGUAGACUCCGCUCGACUUUCUUGAAUGUCCAAAAAAAAGUAUUUAUUCAAAAACACGACUGAUAUCUUCUAAAAUCAUUUGUGAAAAUGUUAAUAAUUGCACUGUAUUUCCAUUUAUAUAAAUUCAAUCUCCAACAUUCUAAUUGAGACUACAAUCAUUUUUAACGCUGCUGCUGCUUUUUCUUUUGUUUCUGUCUUUCCUUCUGAUUGGAGACACUGGUCAAGGCCGUUUCCAAAGCAUGUAGGGGCAUGUUGGGCAGGGAGAGCUUACCCAUCUGUGUGGGGUACUUGGUCUUCAUCACAUUCUUGAAUAAAGGCUGAGAAAUCGGG